This is a messenger RNA of Polychytrium aggregatum, 4003 nucleotides long. RefSeq lists its product as uncharacterized. NCBI's taxonomy places the organism in Eukaryota, Fungi, Chytridiomycota, Chytridiomycetes, Polychytriales. The transcript has 11 exons. Bases 221 to 4003 code for a protein of 1260 amino acids. Gene Ontology annotation, molecular function: lipid binding. The record is from RefSeq and is a predicted model, not a curated record.
GUCGGGUCGGUGCCCGCCGCUGGACUUAUUUCGACGGCCCCGUCCUCGGCUUUGAGCGUCCGCCCUGUCUCCAUCUCGUCGCCGCCGACCAUCCUCGAGCUGCGCCGUCGUCCACUGCUGUUUGGCCCAAAUCACCCCCCCCCCAGCAGCCCCUCUGUAUACUGGACCGUAGCCCAUCCCUCGCCUCUGCAUCUUCCGUCGCCGGCAAGGCUGCAGCUCCAUGUCUGACCCCGCUACCACCACCACGCCGCUCCUGAAGGACGAUGCUGUCCAGGCGCCUCCAGCGCCAGCACUGACUGCCUUCCAGAAGGUCUCGCUGGGCUCCCUGCCCCUGUCCGUGCCCCUGCCCGAUGCCGAGCAGCUCAAGGCCCACUUGACAAAGUUCCUCUCCGACGGCUCUGACCCGCUCGACCCGUACCACUCGUACAUCGAGCGCCUGCUCAAGUGGGACUCGCUCCGAGCCGGCAGCUAUUUCGUCGCCGGUUUCUUGGGCGCUUUCUUCCUGGCUCAGAAGCGCUUCUUUACCUUUGCCAUCGUGGCCUUCCUCUUCUGUUUCGUGGCCUUCUUUUUCAUCCGCAACUUGGCCAAGCUUCGCCAAAAGAUCUCGGCUGAACUGGUCCGAAAGGCUGGAACUAAAACGCUCGCCGAAUCGAGUGAGUCUGCCGAGUGGCUCAAUGUGUGGCUCGAGAAGUUCUGGACCCAGUUCGAGCCUGGGCUUUCCAAGACCAUCAUGGACAGCGUCAACGGCGUCCUGUCUAGCUUCAAGCCGGCGUUCCUGGACGACCUUAGUCUCAGCGAGUUCACUCUUGGCUCCCAGCCCAUCCACAUCAACUUUGUCAAGAUCCAUCCUGCUCCGAGCCCCGACGUCAUGAUCAUGGACAUGGACGUGGAGUUCACCCCGUACGACGAGGAAAGCCUGCCAAACUCCGAUCAGACCCAAAAGAAAGCAUCCCGAGUGGCCUUGAUUGCUCGCAUGGGCCGAAACAUUGCAUCCGCCCCUAUUCCUGUCUUGGUCAAGGACAUUUCGUUUUCUGGCACGAUGCGGUGCGAGCUUACCUUCUAUCCGGUGUUCCCUCAUAUCAAGCAAAUCGAUGCCAGCUUCUAUAAACCCCCCAAGAUCGACUUUAACCUAAAGCCCUUGUCGGCCCUCAACGUCAUGGACGUUCCGGGCUUCAAGACGCACAUCAUCAGCAUGGUCCACGCAUCAAUCAAAGACAUGCUCAUUGCGCCCAACAAGUACACCGUCGACAUGACGGCUGAAGCCAUUGAGUCGCCCCUUGGCGUUUUGAAGGUCACUGUCUUCCAGGCUCGCUCGCUGAAGAACACCGAGCUUCUCAAGAAGAGCGAUCCCUAUGCCAACAUUUUGCUCGGGUCCAACGUUGUUGCCAAGACAGUUCCGAUCGAGAACAGCGUGGACCCGCUCUGGAAUGAAACCCACUUUGUGCCCGUGUACAAGUCCACCUUUGCGCAGCUUGCCGGCGGCUCGGACGAGCUCAAGAUUGAAAUCAGAGACGACGAUACCACGGUCGGCAAGGACGGGCUCAUGGGCAUCAUGGAGCCUCUCAAGCUCUCCAAGUGGCUUACGCUUCUGUCCUUGCCCAAGAGCAGCGAUCCCUUGAAGAAGCGUCCUUGGGAGGAUCUUGAGAUCUCCGAGGCGGAGCGCAGCGAGCUUGAAGGCACCUGGGGUUCCCCCGAGGAAACCAACCCUACCUGGAGGCCCCUGGUCAUCAAGUCUGGCAAGGCCCUCAAGCAGACCAACUCGCAGAUUCAGGUCGAGAUCAGCUUCCUCCCGGCCGCCGAGAAACCAUCCAAUGCCAUCGAGGCCGCCAGAAUGCUCAAGGACACGCACUCGGGCAUUUUGCAGAUCUGCUUCCAUGGCGCCAAAGAUCUCAAGACCGGCACGUCCCUGACCACCAACCCGUACCUGGUCCUGACUCAUUCCGACACUCACUCCCGCGCCCACUCCACCCCGGUCAGAAAGCGUACCUCAAACCCUGUUUGGGAAAACACAUUCACGAGUUUCAUCAAGGAUUACCGCAAGAUCAAGUACGUUGCAACCAUCUACAACUCGAUGGAUCUGCUCGUCGACGCCAAGCUUGGCGAUCUGACGAUCGAUCUGAACGAUGUGAUCUCCAAGGAAUCCUUGAACGGAACGUGGAUGCCGCUCUACAACACCACCACGGGUCAAGUCCGAAUCACGGUCAAGUUCAUCCGCAUUCCCAUCGUUGGCGCAGCUGCAGCACCAAAGCCGUCCAAGCCUCCUCUCGGCUCGUUGGCCGUCAAGGUGCAGUCAGCCAAGGGCCUCAAGAACGUGGAUGGCCCCUUGGACAAGUCGGAUCCCUAUGUUGUGCUUGACGUUCAGCACCGAACCUUUGGCCGCACGCGUGUGAUCGAGGACACCCUUGCGCCGGAGUGGAACGAGUCGUUUGAGGGCGGUGUCUUCUACCAAGAAUCGGAUGUGUUGACCCUGACUCUUACCGACUGGAACCCUGAUGGAAGCACCAAGCCACUGGGCUCGCUGGAUCUCCCAGUUUCGACCAUGUUUGGUGACAGCCGCACCUCUGACUAUGUCAAGCGUGCCCUCAAUGAUGGCCUCCUGAUCGAAAAAAUCAACGAUUCUGCUGUUGCCAUCACCGCCCCGAUCUACCUCGUUGGAAAGCGAGACAUGAGCCACGAGGGAACGAUCAAGUUUGAAGUUUCGCGUCGUGAUGUCGUCAAGGACAAGCUCGUGGGGUAUGAGCAAAUCGCGGCAGCUGAGGCCACGGCUGCGCCGCCCGUAGAUACGGUGCCGACAGAGUCCAGCGAUGCCAGCGCCACUCUCGCCGAAGCCCCGAAGGCGUCUGUCGAUCCCAUCCAGUCCAUCCUGGACAACAACAAGUCUGGCGUGGUGCAUUUCCGGGUUGUCAACUCUGAAAACGUGAACGCUACGCAUACCUACUUUGAGAUCUAUCGCGGAAAGCGACGCCUGUUCAGUUCCCUCACUCAGGCUGACGCCGAGGCAACCUGGGAUCAGGCCGUCGACUUUAUCGUCUCCGAUAUCGACACGGAUGUCGUCGACAUUCUCCUCAAGGUCCAGGGCAAGGAGUUCCAGGACGACGACGACGUCACCAUUGGCCAAUGGAGCAAUCCACUGCGAUCCAUCAUCGGCACUCGCACCAAGAUUGACCUGGGCGACGGCCAGCUCCUCAACGUGGGCUCCAAGUUUGCGGCCUUGACAGAAUCGUCUGUUGCCGUCGAGGUUGACUACGGCACCCCCGAUGCCCGACAGCGCCGCCGCAUCGUCCGUGGACCGACUCUUGGAAACCUCAAGAAGGUUGGCACCGGUCUCGGUCAGGGCGUGAGCCAGAUCGGACAGGGUGUCACCUCGGGUAUCGGUCAGAUCGGACAGGGUGUCACCUCGGGUAUCGGCCAGAUCGGCCAUGGCGUCACCUCGGGCAUCGGCCAGAUUGGUCAUGGCGUCACCUCGGGUAUCGGCAAGCUCGGAAAAGUCCUCACCCGCACUGGAACCUCGGGCAACCUCCUUGAGGGUGUCGAGUCGGGCGGGCUCUCCAGGUCCGUCGCUGCGCCAAAGCAGUCUGGAUCUACCGAUGCCCUGUCGUCGGAUAGCGGCCUGGUUUCCGGCACGCUUUAUAUCACCUACAAGAAUGGCAUCGAUCUGCCCUCGGUGGACUUGAACGGCAAGUCCGACCCCUUCAUCCGCACCUUCGUCGACGACAAGAAGAUCCACACCACCGCCACCCACAAGAAGAACCUCAACCCCGAGUUCAACGAAGCCUGUGCGCCCCCGCCCGCCGUCGUCUUUGGCCAGUCCAAGGUCCGCAUCGAAAUCUGGGACGAAUCGCCCAUGCACAUGACCGACAAGCUCCUGGGAACAGUCCAGCUGCCAUGGAAGAAGCUGGAGGGCCAAGGCGGCAAGAUCGUCGAGCUUGUGGAGGAUCUGAGCGGCAAGCACAACUGCGGCCGCCUGCGAUUCGAGGCCAAGUUUGUCGCAAAGGAAAACUAG